Messenger RNA from Mucor velutinosus, 4083 nucleotides. Its product is annotated as thiamine metabolism- protein. Gene Ontology annotation, cellular component: membrane. The transcript has 13 exons. The record is from RefSeq and is a predicted model, not a curated record. The coding region runs from base 1 to 4083 and encodes 1360 amino acids. Gene Ontology annotation, biological process: transmembrane transport; intracellular calcium ion homeostasis. NCBI's taxonomy places the organism in Eukaryota, Fungi, Mucoromycota, Mucoromycetes, Mucorales, Mucoraceae. Gene Ontology annotation, molecular function: ATP binding; ATPase-coupled monoatomic cation transmembrane transporter activity; P-type ion transporter activity.
AUGUCAGGCAACCCUUCGACCAAGACACGUUCAGUGUAUGGUACUUCAUCUGUUGAUUCGAACAGCAAGCUUGAAAGCAGCACAAAAGCCUCCGCCCGAAGAGAUUCAGCUGCGCCUCUCAUCAACACACCUCCCAUUCAACCCGUCAUUGGCAUUGAUCCAUUGGAUGUUACAGGCACAUCCUAUCGCUCGUCCUCCUCAAGCCGUAUCAUCACAUCAGGCUCAUACGCUCGUCAAAAAGGAUAUCAUCGCACCGGGCUUUUUAGACGUAGAAGAAACAGCUCAAGCUCGCAAGAAAAUGACACCGAGGAUGAGCAGCCGCAAGACAGCGAUAGAGAGCUGAAUACCAGCGAUGAAGAAUCAUCAGCAGACGACGAAGAUGACCUGGAUGAAGACGACGACGAAAACGACACGGAGCACACCAUCCAGCAUCUAGUGGCAUCCCGCAACAAUACAGAAAUCCGUAUAAGUGGACUGAACGCCAUCCCUAAUGAUACCAAAGACGAACAGACACUGCUGUUAGAAGAAGAGGAUGUUCAGAUUCAUAUCCGAGCCUACAAAUUCAAUCGACUCCAUCUAUUCUUUUAUCGCCUCUCUUCAGUGUUAUCUCUGGGCAUUGUGUGGUUGAUAUGUCGAUGGGUGCCGACAUGGUACAUUGCCUGGAUUGGUGUCAAAGUGCCCCUAGAAAAAGCAGAAUGGAUUGUCUUUGAGAGCCAGUACAAUGAAAUAGAAAUUAUUAGACCCUUUCGUGAAUGGUACCAAGGUACCAUUGGCAGUAUUUUCUCGCAUGAUCAGAUGAAGGAAGAAUUGCUUCAAUUCAAUGUAAAUACCGAAGAAGCUCGUCAUCUGCUCAAUAUGGACCAUCAAAUCAAUCAACUCAUGCUGGUAGAAUAUCGAUACAUUCGCCUGGCAUUUCAUCCGCUGUUGCAUAAAUUCCUCAUUGUCGGAUUUUGGAAGGAUCCAACUUGGAUCAGCACCAAAAACUUCAAGCUGGGGUUGACUACCGAGAAAUACCAUGCUCGGCUAUCUGUGUUUGGGCCCAAUUUGAUCAACAUUCGAGAAAAGCCGACUUCCAAGCUACUGACAGAUGAAGUGUUGAAUCCAUUCUAUGUGUUUCAAAUUGGCAGUAUCUUGCUGUGGUGUAUGGACGAUUAUUACUAUUAUGCAUUUUGUAUCUUUAUCAUCAGUGCAUUCAGUAUUAUAUCGACAUUGAUUGAAACAAAAGAGACGAUGAAAAGAAUGAAGGACAUGUCAUUUUUCGAAUGUUCUGUUCGAGUAUUUCGUAAUGGAUCAUGGCGAAAUGUGAGUUCAGUUGAAUUAGUUCCCGGUGACUUGAUAGAUAUUGCAAAUAUACACACAGUGCCAUGUGAUGCGAUGCUUGUAUCGGGAGACUGCAUCCUGAAUGAAUCCAUGCUGACAGGAGAAUCUGUGCCUGUCUCCAAGAUGCCCAUCAACGAUGCGACCCUGAAAAAGAUGAACCUGUCGUCAUCCAGUAUACCAGCUGAAAUCGCCAAACAUUUCUUGUUUAUGGGCACCAAAAUGGUGCGUGUGCGAGGAGGUGAUAAUGUCACUACAGCAACAGCCAUUGUUGUAAGAACUGGCUUCAGCACGGCAAAAGGAGCACUCGUUCGAUCCAUGCUGUUUCCUAAGCCCAACAAUUUCAAAUUUUACAGAGAUUCUUUCAGGUUCAUUGGUGUUUUAUCCAUCAUAGCGUUCAUUGGUUUUUUAAUAUCCUCAGUCAACUUCAUUCGACUCGGCAUUGACUCAACGACCAUGAUACUACGUGCGCUGGAUUUGAUCACCAUUGUAGUUCCUCCAGCACUGCCUGCUACACUGUCCAUUGGCACAAGUUUCGCCAUCAGUCGACUCAAGAAACUGGGCAUCUUUUGCAUCUCUCCUCCGCGCGUCAAUAUUGGCGGUAAAAUCGACUGCAUGUGUUUUGAUAAAACAGGUACCCUGACAGAAGAUGGGCUGGAUAUUCACGGUAUUCGCGCAGUGACAGUGACCAAAGAUGGCCGCAAACUGUUUGACGAUGAAUGCAAAUCAGUGGCACACGUCGAUCCCAACAGCGAUGCCACCAUGACAACGCAGGCUAAAAUCCUGCGUACCAUGACCACCUGUCAUUCGCUCAAGAUUGUCAACGGAGAGCUGUUGGGAGAUCCCCUCGAUCUCAAGAUGUUUGAAUUCACACAGUGGGAGCUAGAGGAAAGCGGGGGAGCAUCGUCGAUGGGAUUGAAGCCUAGAAGUGAGUUGGCUGCAUUGCAGGCUAAAAAGAGCGCAAAAGUAGGCAUCAUGCCCACAGUAGUAAGACCUCCCGGAGGUCGACAGGACAUUAAUCUGCACAUGGAAACCACCCCGCCUACAAGUGAACAAGCGCCACCCAUUGAAUUUGGCAUCAUUCAUACCUUUGAAUUCGUAUCAUCGUUGCGUAGAAUGAGUGUCAUUGUGAGACGACUGGCCAAUCCCACCAUGGAAGUGUUUGUCAAGGGCGCACCUGAAGUCAUGAAGGACAUUUGCACGCCAGAAUCAAUGCCCGAGGAUUAUCAAGAGAGACUGUACAAGUAUACACAUCGUGGCUAUCGUGUUAUUGCAUGUGCAUCCAGACAAUUGUUAGGGGUAAAAUGGCAUAAACUUCACAAGCUAAAGAGAAACGAAGUGGAAAUUGGCUUGACAUUUCUGGGCUUCAUCGUGUUUGAAAACAAGCUGAAACCUCGCACUACUUCUGCCAUUAGCACUCUGCGCAAUGCAAACAUCAGACAAAUCAUGUGCACAGGCGAUAAUGUGCUGACAGCUGUUAGCGUGGCACGAGAAUGUGGGUUGAUCGAUCCAGCAUCAGAAAUCUAUAUUCCUCGAUUCUUGAAAGGGUCCUCUACUGAGCCUGAUUCAGAAUUGAGUUGGGAGAGUGUCAUGCAGGAAGGAAAUGAAUUAUCCACAGACACGUUGCAGCCUCAUAUGACAAAUGAUUUCACUCGGCAGGAUCAAGAAUAUCAUCUCGCUAUUACAGGAGAAGCAUUUCGUUGGAUGGUAGACCACUCGACUUUGGAAUCGCUUCAUCGCAUGCUGGUCAAAGGCGCUAUUUACGCGAGAAUGUCUCCCGACGAGAAGCAAGAGCUUGUCAUGGAGCUGCAAAAUAUCGGGUAUUGUGUAGGUUUCUGUGGUGAUGGCGCAAAUGAUUGUGGUGCGCUAAAAGCAGGUGAUAUUGGCAUCUCGCUGUCUGAAGCAGAGGCCUCUGUCGCAGCUCCGUUCACCAGUAAUACCAUGGACAUUGAAUGUGUGAUUGAUGUGAUCAAAGAGGGAAGGGCUGCCUUGGUUACCAGCUUUAGUUGCUUCAAAUACAUGGCACUGUACAGUUUGAUUCAGUUUACAUCUGUUACUUUGUUGUAUGCAUUUGGCAGUAAUCUGGGUGAUUUCCAAUUCUUGUACAUUGAUCUAUUCCUUAUUUUACCCAUCGCUGUAUAUAUGGGACAUACAGCUGCAUGGCCACAUCUUGACCGAAAGAGACCCACAGCCAGCUUAGUGUCUAAAAAAGUAUUGACAUCCUUAAUAGGACAAAUACUGAUUAACUCUGGUAUCCAAUUCUUGGCUUACUGGGCCAUCCAUCAACAAUCUUGGUACACGCCACCUGUAUUCGACCCCAAUGGAGACAACAUUGAAUGCUUGGAAAACACCGUCUUGUUCCUGGUGUCCAGCUACCAGUACAUGUUGAUUGCUGUUGUCUUUAGCGUGGGCCCACCUUACAGAAAGCCGUUGUGGACCAACGGUCGCUUGGUGUUGACACUUGCCGUCUUGAUCAGUCUUACAUCUUGGUUUGUCUUGAUACCGCCUGCUUUUGUCAUGGAAUUGAUGGAGAUUGAGCCUAUGCCCAUGUCGUUUCGAUGGUUCAUUUUGUUUUUGGCCGCCCUGAAUCUAGUGGUGAGCUUGGUUUGCGAAAAGUAUCUGUUUCAUCAAAUGAUGGGCAAGAUGACCAGGUUUUUAGCAAAGAAAUCGUUUGGAUAUACGCUCAUUGGCAGCAGUGGUCAUAGUAAACGAGGCCAUGACAAGACGUAUCGUAGAGUGAUGGAUGAAAUGGGCCUACAUGAAUAA